Messenger RNA from Patiria miniata (bat star), 3450 nucleotides. Its product is annotated as vasorin-like. The coding region runs from base 419 to 2398 and encodes 659 amino acids. Gene Ontology annotation, molecular function: protein binding. The transcript has a single exon. Lineage: Eukaryota; Metazoa; Echinodermata; Asteroidea; Valvatida; Asterinidae. The record is from RefSeq and is a predicted model, not a curated record.
UCAAGGUAGCUUUGUGGGAAAAACCCAACUGCCACCAUGGGUCUUUAGUGAAUCCUUUUACCAUAAAAGGAAAGUCUCUCGCGUCAGGUCCAUGGAAAGCAUUUCAGAUUUGGCAGACCGGGAGAGUUUCUCAUUUUUGUUUGGCACCUGGAAUUAGGCUGCAAUUUUAGUGAGCAUAUACAUUUUCAAUGUAUGUACAAUCGAGAAUUUAGGAGGCUUACAUUUCUAUGUAUCGGUACUGAUUUCAACAACUCAUAGCUUUGGAAUAACAUGGGAAGAUGCAAAGACAGGGGUCAGACGUGAAGGCGGAGGCAGAGUAGUUAGUUCAAAGCAGUCAGGCUAGAGCUGAGAUGAGCAUCUUAAAUAGACAAAGCAAAGUUAAGCUGAAGCUGAACAUAAUAUACUUUGCCAAGAAAAAAUGACCAUGAUUCUAAUUACUGUUUCAUCUGUUUACUUUACAGGGGUUAAUAACAUCGAUCUAGCCGACAGCAUGGUACUUGGGCAUCUCAUCAUUCUUAUUCUUAGCUCUCAAGUCAUCACCUCCAGUGCAGCACCGGCAUCCCAAGAUGCUAGCUGCAACACCACCUGUGGUGGUCUGGAUGCUAACUGCGUUAACCAAGCACUGACCAAUGUGCCUCUUGGAUGCAGUCCCUUCAUCGAGAUGAUGGACCUCCGGGAAAACAAUCUCAAGUAUCUGAGACCUGACAGCUUCAUGAGAUACAGACACCUGGUGUACCUAGACUUGGCACAUAACAAGAUCUCUAAUAUUGCAGCAGGAGCAUUUGAGGGGUGUGUCUCACUCAAGAAAGUGUACCUGCAGGAGAACCUUUUGACGGAGGUGGGCGAAGGCACAUUUGAAGGAGCAUCAAAUCUCAAUGGACUCUUCCUGAAUGCUAACAAGAUUUUGCGGUUACUCACUGCUGCCUUCCAUGGUUUAGAUAACCUACAGUACCUUGACAUCAGUGACAAUGACCUUCAGUCCCUCCCACUUGGAAUCUUCGAUGACUUGGGCCAGCUCAAGUUUUUGAGUUUGGAAAACAACAACCUUCAAUCACUCCAAGGAUCCCUUUUCGAUGGCUUAGUGAAUUUGAAGAAACUCAUCCUGUCUAGAAAUGACAUUGUUUCAAUAACUGGCUUCCCAUCAUUGCCCAAUCUCAAGACACUGGAUCUCUUCAACAAUGACCUACAAGACAUCACUGACCUAGCAGACAAGAUCAAUGGACUGGACCACUUGUACUUAGGAGAGAACCACAACAUUAUCUGCAUGUGCUCCAUUAACUCAGUACGUGUGUGGCUUCAAAGUCACAGAUCAGAUGAAGCUGCCAACAGAGUAGAUGUGACAUGCCAUGCCCCACAGCAUUUGCACGGUCUACAACUUCACAACAUCUCAAAGUAUUCCUUGUGCCCAAGGUCCAAUUUCACACCAUCAUUGUCCACUACCGAAAACUCACCUUCUAAGAAACUACAUGUAGCAAGUACACUGAUGCAUGUAGUCAACAUGGGAACGAUGGAACCAGUAUCCAAGACGGUGACGUUCACCAAUCAUACAAAACAAAAGAAGACAUGGGAUGGUCACUCCAAACCUCAUAGCAUAAUCAUGUAUGUCACAGUUGGGACUGGCGCUCUUCUGAUUAUUAUAUUUUUUCUGAUUCUUUUAAACAAGUGUCUUGGCAUGCUUACCCGGAGAAACCAACAACAGAAUCGAAACAUUAUACCAGACCAGCAGAAAGCUCCACAACAAGAGCAGAGUGUACCAAUGAUGCACAUUACAGUCAAUAGAUUCAGUCAAAAUGAUGGGGCUAAUGAGGUUGUCCAACCUCGCACCCCAGCAAACGACUCAGCUUUUGGUUCUCAAGCUGAUCUUGAUGUAGUCACUGAGAUGACCCAGUUGAGGCAAGAUCCAAUCUUUCAGGCUGUAUCCACCAACUCAGAUGAUCCAUUCUACAUGAGCAUAGGAGACUUGAAUGCACCUCAUUGCUCACCACCACCGGGCUUAUCAAAAGAGGAUGACUUGCCUCCCCUGGAACAAGAAUGGCCCACUACAAAUCCUUUCUUGAGAGAUCUCACACACAACAAUCAAGCUUAUCCCAGCCCAGGACAAUAUGUCCCACGUGCAACGUGCACCAAUGCUUCAAGAAACGCAACCCCUCCCAUGUCUCAGCCUGUGCAUCAGCUUUCCCCCAUGCCACCCAGAGAACCACUACAAAGCGUUCAAGCAGCUCCACAAGAUGUCACACAUUACAUUCCCCACUGCCAAAUGUUUCAGUCAACAAUCCCUACCCAGACCCAGAUGCUAGUCCAGACUCCAGAACACAGCCUGCAGCAUUUGAAUAUGAGUGAAAGCACAAAUCCUUUUAAGAAAGCUACAAGCAAAAACCCCUUUACUUCAUGUUCCUGAAAUGCCAACGAAGCAACAACAAAAAGAAACCAAAACAAACAAACAACCCAAAACAAACCCAACAGUCAAAAACCAAAAUAAAAUUGAUUGAUAUUAAUUGGCAAUAAUGAUGCAUUUGAUAAUCAGAUAAAGACUGAAAGGACAGCACAUGGAGUCAACCAGGUAAAAGCUUGGGAGCUAAACCAUUAGGAUAUGACAAUUUGACAAUUAUGUUGGACUAGCAACCAUGGUAAGAGUACAUGUAGCUGCUGAUAGCGAACUGCAUUAAUUACAAGCAUGCUGAGCAUAUUCAGUUACUUUUUAAACUAACUGCCACGAUUAAGGAAAACUCUUCCAAUUCCAAGUGAAGUGCCAAGAAAGAAUUGAAUGUAGAUUUAUGAAUAACUCUGCUCUGUUGCAAAUUUACAUGUAAAUAGUUUAGUAAAUAGAUACCGGUCCACAUCCAGGGUGAAUGCAUCAUUCUAAACUUGAGUUAUUUUAUUCAAAUAUUUUGAAAAUUUGUAACACUGCCGUUAAUGUUUAUAUUUUAAGUUUACAUUUGAAACUACUCAGUCUAAAUUUGAGAAAGAAAUACAGUAUACUUAUAUAUAAUAAUGUAUUGAUUAAUUUGGAAUAUUUUGAAAAUGCAUAACACUGCCAUUUGUUACUAUUUUAAUCUUAAAUGUGUGAUUGGUUCUUAGAAAACAGCUAAAAAUCAUGUACAGAAUUUUGACUCUCUUAUCUCGUACAACCUACAUGUAAAAACAAUCAAAGUUCAUUAAAAUAUUGAGGAAUUUAGACUAGGAAACAAUAAACUGCAAGAAGGUUAACUAAAGCAGGCAUCAAUAACAUUAAUGCAUUUGUAGUAUUCAUUCAAAACUUUUCAUUUAUCUGAAACAUUUCCAUGGAAUUGGUUGUUGAUUGAAUCUUGUAAUUUUGAUGUACUAUUCACAGAGAUAAGCAGAAAUUGCUUAAUAUUUUUGUACAAUUUUGCAAAAUAUGUAUUCAGUUUUUACGUUUUUUAAAAAUGCUGUUUAAAUGUUGCAAAAUUAAACUGAUAGGUCUUUGUGCAU